Molecule: messenger RNA, 2483 nt
Organism: Chionomys nivalis (European snow vole)
Lineage: Eukaryota; Metazoa; Chordata; Mammalia; Rodentia; Cricetidae
Gene: Spag6
Product: sperm associated antigen 6
Exons: 11
Coding region: 121-1650 (509 amino acids)
Biological process (GO): neuron projection extension; filopodium assembly; sperm axoneme assembly
Cellular component (GO): microtubule cytoskeleton; sperm principal piece; acrosomal vesicle
Molecular function (GO): microtubule binding
Source: RefSeq, a predicted model, not a curated record
CUACCGUUGCCAAGGGACGGCUGCGUUCCGGUUCCGGUCGGUUGCCCCGGAGCUUGGGUACACAGAAGCAGUCGGCCGGAGGCCAAGGGGUCGCGGAGUGUGAACAUCACGCUCGGCGCCAUGAGCCAGCGCCAGGUGCUGCAAGUGUUCGAGCAGUACCAGAAUGCCCGGACCCGGUUCGUACAGAUGGUGGCAGAGCAGGCGACCAGACCUCAGAACAUCGAGACACUGCAGAAUGCGGGUAUAAUGUCCUUGCUGAGGCCUCUUCUUCUGGAUGUGGUUCCUACGAUUCAGCAGACUGCUGCCCUGGCCCUGGGGAGGCUGGCCAACUACAACGAUGAUUUAGCAGAAGCUGUCGUCAAGGGCGACAUUCUUCCACAGCUUGUCUACUCAUUGGCAGAGCAGAAUUGUGUCUACAAGAAAGCAGCUGCCUUCGUGCUGCGAGCAGUUGGUAAGCACUCUCCGCAGCUGGCGCAGGCCACGGUUGACUGUGGCGCCCUGGACUCACUGGUGAUGUGCCUGGAAGAUUUUGACCCUGGAGUCAAGGAGGCUGCAGCCUGGGCACUUGCAUAUAUUGCAAGGCAUAAUGCAGAACUGUCACAAGCUGUGGUGGAUGCGGGAGCCGUUCCUCUUUUAGUGCUCUGUAUCCAGGAGCCAGAAAUUGCUUUGAAAAGGAUUGCUGCCUCGGCCCUCAGCGAUAUUUCAAAGCAUUCUCCAGAGUUAGCACAGACGGUGGUGGACGUAGGAGCCAUUGCUCACUUAGCCCAGAUGAUCCUCAACCCUGAUGAAAAACUGAAGCACCAGGUCCUUUCAGCUCUCAGCCACAUUGCAAAGCACUCGGUGGACCUAGCAGAGAUGGUUGUUGAAGCGGAGAUUUUCCCGGUUGUUCUCACCUGUCUGAAGGACAAAGAUGAACAUGUGAAGAAAAAUACUUGUACUUUAAUUAGAGAGAUCGCUAAGCACACACCCGAGCUUUCCCAGCUGAUCGUUAAUGCAGGAGGUGUGGCUGCAGUGAUCGACUGCCUGGAGUCCUGCAGAGGGAACAUCCGGCUGCCCGGCAUCAUGAUGCUCGGGUACGUGGCUGCUCACUCCGAGAACCUGGCCAUGGCCGUGAUCAUCUCCAAGGGUGUGCCCCAGCUGUCAGCCUGCCUGUCAGAGGAACCUGAAGAUCACAUUAAAGCUGCGGCUGCCUGGGCUCUAGGGCAGGUUGGGAGACACACUCCGGAGCAUGCGCGGGCCGUUGCUAUCACCAAUGUGUUGCCAGUGCUGCUGGCUUUGUACAUGUCCGUAGAGAGCUCCGAGGACCUGCAGGUCAAAAGUAAAAGGGCCAUAAAGAAUAUCAUACAGAAAUGCACCCACCUCCCAGCUCUCGAGCCGUUUCUCUACGAUGCACCUCCCAAUAUCCUGAAGUAUGUGGCCGGACAGUUCAGCAAGGUGCUGCCUCAUGACAGCAAAGCCCGCCGGCUUUUUGUAACGAGCGGUGGACUUAAGAAGAUCCAAGAGAUAAAGGCGGAACCUGGGUCUCUCCUCCAGGAAUACAUCAACAAUAUUAACAACUGCUACCCAGAGGAGAUAGUAAGGUACUAUUCUCCUGGAUACGCAGAUACACUUCUGCAGAGGGUGGACAGCUAUCAGCCGUUCACUAACUGAACAACGUUUAUCUGUAAACUCAGAUUCACAGGAGAGUCUGCAUAACAACUGUUAAAGAUCUUUCUGAAAUGUUUGAACUAGCGCAUCUUAGUUUUGUUCAAUGUGAAAUACCUUUAAUAUUUUCUAUAUUUUGUAAUCCUUUAUAAAUUAUUAGCCGCAAUGUGUGGAAGACUAAUUAUAAUCAUUUACAUGUGUAGAGACAUGCAUAAAGGACGAUACGCAUAAAAGGCAAUGAUGGGUCUUAAGGUAUUUACUUUUCUACAAAACACAUAAACACAAUACAACACAUGCACAUCCUUACGACUAGAUAGAAAUGAGAUGCGCUGUUUGAAAACCCUUAGUUAUUUCCCCACGGGGGUGGCUAAGGAAGACGGACCUUGGCAGUUACACAGAAAAUAAGGAGGGAAGUAUGGGAAGACGGGAGUCGUGACAGAAAUGCAGAACUCGUACGAUGCAUGGUUGCUUAGUGCUCUGAAUUAAUGCAACAGCUCUGCAGCUAGCCACCCGCCCGGUUUCCUAAGAAUUCAGGAAAACUUCUUGUUUAUUACUCUUUGCUUAUUAUUGUGAAACUCUUUUCUCCUCACCCUACACGAAGUGUUCCUUCCUUUUCGCGCACUCUGACGGCAAGCUCUCCGUUGUCUCUGAGAGGUCUUAUGAUUCCCAUUCAAGGGAAAAUGUGUCUUCAGGAUUCCCUUGUCCCAGGUUCCCUUUCCCCACAUAUUUUCAGAGUUCACAGAAAUCACCUCAAAUUCAUGGAUUUAAGGUCUAAUUUGAGCAGAACAGCAGCAGACUCAGGCUUAAUGUAUUUUAUUUAAGAAGCUGUAAUGGGGCCC